Molecule: messenger RNA, 1329 nt
Organism: Ustilago hordei
Lineage: Eukaryota; Fungi; Basidiomycota; Ustilaginomycetes; Ustilaginales; Ustilaginaceae
Product: putative HOS2 - putative histone deacetylase
Exons: 1
Coding region: 1-1329 (442 amino acids)
Molecular function (GO): histone deacetylase activity
Source: RefSeq, a predicted model, not a curated record
AUGGUGGUCAUCGACUUUGACAUGGCUGCCACAGGAGGCAACUCCGGCGCCACCUUCUCCGACUCUCCCUUCUUCUACGAUCGAUCCGAGGCCAACGGUUCAGGCCAAGCCAUCUACAAAGAUGCAUCCCAUAUCCAGCCACACUCCAAAACUCGAGUCAGCUACUAUCAUCCUGCAGGUGUCGGUGACUUCCACUACGGCGAAAGACAUCCGAUGAAGCCAGCACGCCUCACUUUGACAAAUCGUCUCGUCCUCGCAUACGGUCUCCACAAGCAUAUGAGCGUCUUCACUCCCCGCGAGGCAACCAAGGAAGAGCUCGAAAUGUUUCACGACAGCGACUAUGUCGACUUCCUCGCCAACGUUACACCAUCCACACCGCCAUCAGCAGCAUUCACCAAGUUCAACUUUGCCGACGAUUGUCCUGUCUUUGACGGCAUGUACGACUUCUGCAAAGCUUACUCUGGUGCUUCUCUUGCUGGUGCUCGUCGUCUAGCAGCUGGCGAGACUGACAUUGCAAUCAACUGGUCAGGAGGUCUUCAUCACGCAAAGAAGUUCGAAGCUUCAGGAUUCUGCUACGUCAACGACAUUGUGCUGGGCAUCAUGGAGCUACUAAGAUAUCAUCCGCGUGUGCUCUACAUCGACAUCGACAUCCACCAUGGCGAUGGUGUUCAGGAGGCAUUCUAUAACUCGAAUCGUGUUAUGACCGUCUCGUUCCACAAGUACGGCAACGACUUCUUCCCAUGCACCGGCAACAUUGACGAGAUCGGAACCGGACUGGGAAAGCACUUCUGUCUCAACGUUCCGUUGCAGGAUGGAGUCGACGACUCCGGCUACGUCGCUCUCUUCAAAAGCGUCAUGGAGCCAAUUAUCACGACUUUCCGACCUUCCUCCGUUGUUCUUCAAUGCGGUGCUGACUCGCUUGGACUCGACCGUCUCGGAUGUUUCAACCUCAGCAUCGCCGCUCACGGAGAGUGUGUUCAGUUCAUCAAGUCCUUCGGACUUCCACUGCUCGUGCUUGGAGGAGGCGGGUACACCAUCCGCAACGUCGCAAGGUGUUGGGCUUAUGAGACAUCCGUCUUGACUGGCUGCUCGAUUCCUGAUACACUACCAAGCACACCGUACAUGGAGUUCUUUGCCCCUACCUACCGACUGCAUGAGCCGACACAGGCAGGAAGGGUGGAGAACCAGAACUCAAAGGCAAGUCUGGAGAAGAUUCGAGUCCAGAUUCUUGAACAGCUGCGCUAUCUUCAUGGAGCACCAAGUGUGCAGAUGCACGAGCUUCCACCAGAUUUGGCUGGGGCUUGGGUCGAGGAGGAGAUCAAGACCUGA